Molecule: messenger RNA, 3167 nt
Organism: Pygocentrus nattereri (red-bellied piranha)
Lineage: Eukaryota; Metazoa; Chordata; Actinopteri; Characiformes; Serrasalmidae
Product: all-trans-retinol 13,14-reductase-like
Exons: 11
Coding region: 448-1908 (486 amino acids)
Molecular function (GO): all-trans-retinol 13,14-reductase activity
Source: RefSeq, a predicted model, not a curated record
UCUUGUUAUCGUGCUGCUGGUCGUGUUGCUCCUCAAAAAUGUGGUUGGCUUAUCCGGACCGAGUCCGUUUGACUUCGACUCCCGCGAACCGCUGAAACCGAUGGUGCUAGAUAGAAAAGAGAAGAACAAAGUGCUGAAACAAGGUCGCUCACUCAACUGGACGGAUUAUACACGGGCACAUCUGUCUAAUGCCUUGUGCAGUGCUGCUUCACAGACUGGCUCCUGAGUACGGUCGUACUCUAACGCUUUUUGGCCAGCAGAGUCCCCCAGGAUCUUGAUGCCAUUGUGAUUGGCAGUGGCGUCGGUGGGCUGGGUGUCGCAGCUUUACUGGCGAAGGUUGGAAAGAAGGUUGUGGUACUUGAACAGCAUGACCGAGCUGGAGGAUGCUGCCACACAUUCUCAGAGAAAGGGUUCGAGUUUGAUGUUGGAAUCCACUACAUUGGUGAUAUGCUGGAAAAUGAGAUGUUCCGGUGCAUAGUGGACCAAAUGACCAAUGGGCAGCUACAGUGGGAGGCUAUGGACAACCCCUAUGAAGAGGUGGUCCUGGGGCCCCUGGAGAACCGCCGUGUCUACCACAUCUACAGUGGGGAACACCGCUUCACUCAGGAGCUGAAGAAGUGCUUUCCAGGAGAGGAGAAGGCCAUUGAUGAGUUCAUGAGACUGAUUAAGAAAUGUGGUCAAGGUGUUUGGUUUAUGGCUGUGUUGAAGCUCAUCCCCUCUCUGAUUGCUAAGUUCCUGGUCUACUCAGGUUUGAUCAAUCGUCUGUCGUAUUUCUUCCGUUAUGGCACCCGUAGCCUGGCUGAGGUGGUGAACGGCCUCACUGGGAAUAAAGACCUAAGGGCUGUGUUCUGCUACAUCUUUGGCACAUAUGGAAAACCCCCAAAAGAAGCCAGCUUCUCCAUGCAUAGUUUGCUUUUGUGCCACUUUAUGCCCGGUGCCUGGUACCCUAAGGGAGGAGCGAGUGAGAUUGCCUUUCACAUGAUUCCAGUCAUAGAGAAGGCAGGAGGAGCCGUCUUCGUCAGAGCACCUGUCAACCGCAUCCUCCUCAAUGACGCCAAGGAAGCUAUAGGUGUGAGUGUUAUGAAGGGACAUGAGGAGGUGCAUGUGCAUGCUCCCAUCAUUAUCUCAGAUGCUGGAAUCUUCAACACUUACCAGCAGCUCCUGCCCAAAGAGGUGCAGACCAUGUCAGCGAUCCAGAAGCAGUUGAGUUUGGUAAAGCAUGGAGAAGGUGCACUCAGUGUUUUUCUGGGUCUGGAUGGGACGAAAGAGGAGUUGGGUCUCGAAGCAAAAAACUACUGGAUCUACUCAGAGAGUGACCUUGAUGCAUUGAUGGAGGGCUACUUGAAAGGGAACAGAGACGAGGCACUAAAGAGUCUGCCUCUUGUUUUUCUUGCUUCGCCGUCUGCCAAAGACUCUACCUGGGAGCAGAGAAAGCCGGGUAAAUCCACUCUGACUGUGGUGAGCUUUGCUCCCUACUCGUGGUUUGAGGAAUGGAAAGAUGACAAGGUGAAAAACAGAGGGGCUGACUAUAAGGAACUAAAGGACACCCUCAUCAACUCCCUUUUAGAAGUGGUGUAUCAGAUCUUCCCCAAGACAAAGAAUAAGAUAGAGUAUAUGGAUGCUGGCACCCCUAUCACUAACCAGCACUACCUUGCGUCCCCUAAAGGAGAGAUUUAUGGAGCUGACCAUGACACCUCCCGCUUCAGUACAGAUGUUUGCAUCUCCAUGAGACCACAAACACCCAUCAAGAAUCUCUACCUCACAGGCCAAGAUGUGUUUUUAUGUGGUUUUGCGGGUGCGCUGGCUGGGGCUAUGUUGUGUGGAUCUGCUGUUCUCAACCGCAACCUUUACGUGGACGUCUUCAACCUCUGUAGGAAACUCAAACAAGCCAAAACGAAAACCCAGUAACCACAAUUAACCCUCAAGUGAACCUGGUUGAGCCCUGGAACUGUGGAAAGAUGCAUUUGGACCUACUUCUCGUUCAUGUUGUUGACCUUCAAACAAUUAACUGACGGAAUUGUAAAUGUAUAAACAGUCCCUGCCCUUGCUGAAUGAACAUUUCUGUAAAAUUAAAGUCACUUCAUAACCGUGAAAAGGGAGCACAUCAAUCGGUAUCAAACUGUGUUUUGUUUUUCUUUUUUUUUUUGAUGUAUCUUAUGGGCAUGCCUCUACUACUUCUAUAGUAAUUGCAUGUAACAUUAGGGGUGGGCAUUAUCGCUAAAGUUAUUGUGAUAAAUGACAUCACAUAUGCUUUUCUAAGUAUUACAUGUGGGCAUCAUAGUUGACAUCGGUAUCGUCAGUAAACUUGGUUAAUUAGGUUUAGAGCAGUAUAUGAAAUGUGGAAUAAAAUUAAAUAAAACAUUGUUUGUAAUAUUGUCUUUACAUAUCAUGAGGUUAUGUGUCUGCCAUAUCACCCACCCCUACAUAACAUACCUAAACAGAGCACUUUAUUCUGAUUUUCUUAAUCUUUAUUUGACUUCACAACAAAGAAAAAGAAUAGAUAAGCUAUGUGUUUCUCUGUUAGCAGUAUAAUACAGAGAAUACAUGUCUAGAGCCAUUUCGCGUCCUAUGAUGUAUACGUGAUGUAUACGUGUUGCAGUCAUUUAUCUUUCAUUUUAAUUGCCUACCUUUGGAAACAUGCAAAAUGGAGCCCGAGAAUGAUUAGAAAGUGCCUUUACCUUCUAGAAAGUUUUGAAUCCCUUCAAAUUCAGGAUUGUAUAGUAGUUGAUGAAAUAGUUUGUCAGACUGGCUGGAACUCUUUCCAUAUCAGUAAGGAGGGGAAAAUGGACUUGAGACAUAAAUACGCUGUAAGGUUUACAGCAUUAGUACGUUUGAGAACUGCUGGUAAUGAAUGUUAAUUCUUUGAUACUGCAGUUACAAAUGACCAACAUGGUCUAUGGUUAUGUAUUUUAAAGAUAAUAGUAAGAAUAAUUAUGGUUAUAUCCCUUUCAUCAAUGUGAUGUUUGUUGUUUGCAUGUUUAAUUACAGUUGGAGUGAUUUUAAUGGUUGAACUGUCUGGGGAACACUUUUUAAAGUUAUUUAUUGAUUUUAUUUUUAAUCUGACACUAGAAAAGCCUGAAAAAAGCCUUUCAGCUGUUAAAAUCCAGUGUGCAUCGUUUACAUGUUUUUUGACAUACUCUUAAUAAAAGCACGGAUGCUAAAAUUUA